AUGCCUGCUAACUUACCCAACACUGACCAGGAGAGACACAGCACCAUCGAACUCACCUGCAGACACCAGGAGAGACACAGUACCAUCAAACUCAACUGCAGACACCAGGAGAGACACAGCACCAUCCAACUCACCUGCAGACACCAGGAGAGACACAGCACCAUCCAACUCACCUGCAGACACCAGGAGAGACACAGUACCAUCAAACUCACCUGCAGACACCAGGAGAGACACAGCACCAUCCAACUCACCUGCAGACACCAGGAGAGACACAGCACCAUCCAACUCACCUGCAGACACCAUGAGAGACACAGCACCAUCCAACUCACCUGCAGACACCAGGAGAGACACAGGUGCCACAGAGGAGAGAGGGAGAAGCCAGAGGUCAGAGGUCAGAGGAGGAGCCAGAGGUCAGAGGAGGAGCCCAAGGUCAGAGGUGGAGUCAGAGGUCAGAGGAGGAUCAAGAGGUCAGAGGAGGAGCCAGAGGUCAGAGGUGGAGUCAGAGGUCAGAGGAGGAUCCAGAGGUCAGAGGUAGAGCCAGAGGUCAGAGGAGGAUCCAGAGGUCAGAGGAGGAGCCAGAGGUCGGAGGUGGAGUCAGAGGUCAGAGGAGGAUCCAGAGGUCAGAGGUAG
Molecule: messenger RNA, 630 nt
Organism: Knipowitschia caucasica
Lineage: Eukaryota; Metazoa; Chordata; Actinopteri; Gobiiformes; Gobiidae
Source: the annotation of a GenBank genome assembly